Molecule: messenger RNA, 1628 nt
Organism: Patiria miniata (bat star)
Lineage: Eukaryota; Metazoa; Echinodermata; Asteroidea; Valvatida; Asterinidae
Product: trypsin alpha-3-like
Exons: 5
Coding region: 226-1002 (258 amino acids)
Biological process (GO): proteolysis
Molecular function (GO): serine-type endopeptidase activity
Source: RefSeq, a predicted model, not a curated record
UUGUUAGCUGCUUGAUAAGAUAAACAACUAGGACGCGGUGAAGCUCGCAUUGGUACGGAAGCCUUGUCUGCAACCAAUCCGUGUUCAGUCGGUUAUCAGCGACCACGUCGCCUGCUUCGGUCCGCUCGCCUGCCCCGGUUAUAAAAAUGCUCCAAAAUGCCCAAGUCUCAGUACUUGCAGUUGUGCUUCUCGAGACAAGGCUAAGAGUAUCACCAGCAUCACAUCAUGAAGUUCUUCAUUCCUCUUGCUUGCCUUUUGGCGGUACUGACCCCGGCUUUGGGUGAACUGAUUGUGGGUGGACAUGAGUCCACACCUAACAGCCGUCCGUACCAGGUCGCGCUGUAUUCCAGCACCACGUGGCAGUUUUGUGGCGGCACCCUGGUCCACAAAGAUUGGGUUGUCUCCGCUGCCCACUGCGUGUCGAGCAGCUCUUUCUGGGUAGGCCUGGGUUACCAUGACAAGUACCAGCACAGUGUGAGUGGACAGCAAUACAUCAAGGGCACAUGGUACCGUCACCCCAACUUCAAUAGCAACACAUUGGAUAAUGACAUCGCAUUGGUCAAGCUGGCCUCAAGUGCCAACACCGGUACAAAGAUCAAAACUAUCCCCAUAACCAACAAGUACCCAACUGCAGGGAAGACACUGCUCGUGAGCGGAUGGGGAACCGAAUCAAGCGGUGCUUGGACUACUCCUACAAAGUUGAGGGAAGUGGAGGUGGACGCCCUGUCAUUGAGCGCCUGCAAAGCUGACUACGGAUCCUCAGCAAUCACCAGCAACAUGUUCUGUGCAGCUAGUCCCGGCAAAGACGCUUGCCAGGGUGACAGCGGCGGCCCAAUCGUCAGUGGCCACGGUGCCAGCUCCCACUCGUCCAGUACCAUUCUGGAAGGCAUAGUCAGCUGGGGCUACGGCUGCGCCUCACCCUCCUAUGCCGGUGUCUACACAACUGUAGGCAACUACUGCAGCUGGAUUUCUAGCACUACUGGCGGAGCCGUCAACUGCUAGUGCCACCGAAAGAGCCAAGCGAUUGACCCACGAUCCCGCUCGAAAAUAUAGCAAUGGACGGGGCGAUCGUAGACACUAUCGUCAGUCCUAAUACCGUCACUUCCGCAAGAUGAGAUUGGACACAAUAAGAACAGAACAUUUCAAUGAAUUAGUGGUAGUAAACUUAGAGUAGUGUUAGAAAACUUAGAGUAUAGUAGCCAAUGCAUGCAGUGAAGAGGUGAAAUCAACAAACCUUGCAACCACUUCUCUCUCCCCACCCAGCUCUCUCCUCUUCUCUCUGUCUUUCUUUGUUUCUUUCACAAAAACGGAUACCAAAGCUUUAAGCCAAAGUCUGUAGUCGAUUUUCCAGAGUCAGUGGGAUAGCUUUCAUUUAUCAUCUAGCUUGUAUACCAAAGCGUGCAAAACUUGAUUGAAUAACCACAAACAAAACUGACCACCCUUUCAAAUAACUCGUCGGUCUUCUUGUCCGAUUGAUAUAUUUCUAAUCUUGCUUCGACAAGCCGGUGCUGAUGUCAGUGUGAUGUCACGUGAUUGAGCAAGACCCAAUCCCUCUACUGCAUUGCAGUGCAUGUUAAAUUUGAAGUGUUGAUUUGAGCAAUUAAAACAAAAAAACAAGCAUAUGUCAA